Nicotiana tabacum (common tobacco) is the source of this 1050-nucleotide messenger RNA. The record is from RefSeq and is a predicted model, not a curated record. NCBI's taxonomy places the organism in Eukaryota, Viridiplantae, Streptophyta, Magnoliopsida, Solanales, Solanaceae.
GCAGCUCAGCAUGGCUUUUGUCCAAAUCAUCCAUGAGUUUUUGCUGUUUCUGAGCCAUUUAUGCCCUUAGAUCUAACUGUUGAGUUGCUAGAUCUUCAUAUUGCUCCUGCAAAUCCAUGGGUUGAUUGCUAGUUACUACGUCGACAGCUCUAUGUGGUCCCAUCGUCUAACGAGCUCUAAUACCAAUUGAUAUCAAAUUGAGGUAUCACUUUAAUGAAAUAGUGAAUUAGUAACAAAAAUGAGAGAAGAACAGAAGAGUUGAUCGAGGAAAGGCAAAAUUUAGAGAGAAGAAGAGGAGGAAGAGAGAAAUUCAAUUCAUAUAUCAAUCUCAAUGCCUUUACAUUUGGUGUACCUCUUAUUUAUAAGAUUGUAAUAAAGCUAAAAUGCUGAAAUAAAAGGAAAAGGAAAUACAGGUACGCUAAUUGUGUGACACAAACAAUAACUACUUUUCCCGCCAAAACGUGUGCAACUAAUUUUCAUGAGCUAAUGGCUAAUAUUUGUAUCACAAUAAGCCAAUAAAUCAUUUUUCGAUUAAGUUAACGAUUACGGUUCGAUUUUGAACAACCCUAAUAAGCUGGACCCAAAACCCAAAAUAAAGAAAAAGAUUUAAAAAAGAAAAUCUAAGACAAAUAACACAAGGGGGAAAACAACCGUCAACGGAACGACUAAGCUAAACGCUGCUCAGCUCCAUCUACUCAAUUGCAAAAAUAUAAGAAAAUUGUCGCUGAAUUAUUUGUUCUCCUUUCAGAUCUCUAUAUUUUUCACUCUCAGUCGAAACCAGUAGGGCAAAAUAUGGCUAGAGCCGACAGAAUUACCAACGCCAUGAAUGUAGGUAUAGCAGUCCAAGCCGAUUGGAAGAAUCGUGAAUUCAUUUCUAACAUCUCCAUUAAUGUCUGUAAGCUUUUCGACUUCCCUGUCCAAUUCGAGGCAACGACAAAGAGUAAAUUGGCGACACUAAAUGAGAAGCGUGAUACACUGGAACGUCGUUUGGAAUUGCUUGAAGUCAAGGUAAGCACAGCCACUGCAAAUCCAGCUCUGUUUAAUGUUUGA